AAGCGGUCGCACCAAGCGAUGACGCAAGCGGACGAAGGGACAUUGCCAUCAACGGCGGGGGUGAUUGAGAAGAUUGUGCUCAAAAAUUUCAUGUGCCAUGACCACCUUGAGGUGGCCCUUGGGCCGCAGUUGAAUUUCAUUAUUGGGAAUAACGGGAGCGGUAAGUCGGCGAUUUUGACGGGGCUCUCAGUGGGGCUCGGCUCGAAGGCGUCCAACACCAACAGAGGGAAGUCCUUGCAGAAUUUAAUCAAGCGUGGGCGCACAACCUCGCGUGUUACCAUCACGCUUGCUAACGUGGGCCACGAGGCGUACAUGCCGGAGCUUUACGGGAACAAGGUGACGGUAGAGCGGGUUUUGAAGAAGGAAGGCGUCGCUGGGUACUUUCUCAAGGCGGAAAACGGCAAAACUGUAUCAACUAAAAAGGCUGACCUUGACAACAUGCUCCACAAGUACGGCAUAGCCAUCGAUAAUCCCAUGGCGUUUUUAUCGCAGGAUAACGCGCGUGGCUUUAUCACCUCAUCGUCGGACGCGCAAAAGUACAAGUUCUACGAGAUUGGCUCACGUAUUUUUCAGAACAAGAUGGAUUUGGUCGAGACUGGCAGCAACAACCGUGAGAUGUUCUCCAAGGUGGCGACACUUGCCGCGGCGGUCGAAGAUGCCGAAAAGAAGCGGUCGAAGGCCAGAAAGACGUACGAGCAGUUCAAGGAGGGUAAAAACUUGAAGAAAGAGCGGCUUCUCGUAGAGGCAAAGAUGCGCUGGGCCGAGGUGGCCAAGUUCCGCGAAAAACGCGCGGAGAUUCUCCAGAAGGACACAGAUUUGGACGAAGACAUCACCCACAUUGACCAGCAGACGGCGCAGCUUGACCAGCAGCUUGCUGAGUUCGACACCAACAAGGAAGCCGCCGCCCAGGCCGCCCAGACCGCCGAAGAAGCGGAGGUACUGUUCCGCAGUCAGUGCGAGGGAGUCAGGGAGCAGACCGCCGAAGCGAAGACGGAGCUCAUCAAGAUCCAGGACACUAUCAAAGAUGCGGAGAGUAACACGAAAGCGCUCGCACAGGAGAUCGCAAAGCAGGAGCGCUUGCUUAAAGUAGAACAGAAACGGAUCGAUGCCAUCAACGGAGGCUCGCUAGAGGAAAUGCAGCGGCGGUUAGAUGCGGCCGAGUCCGAGCUUCGUGAGGUUACGGAUGCGGGUCGCGCUGCGCAGGAGCAGUUGAAUGAGAUUGACGAAACGCAAUCCGCGGCUGUGCGUGCGAAGGGCGAUGCAAAGAAGAAGGCUGAGGAGGAAAUCGGCCGUCUCAAGGAAACCAAGAGACAUAUGCUCUCGACACAGACGGAUCCGCUCAACGCGUUUGGGCCAAAAAUUCACCAGGUGAUGCGCGCGAUCCGCGACACGCGCUUUCGGAACAAGCCCAUCGGGCCGCUUGGUCUCCACGUGAGCGUAAAGGACGAGUACAAGGACUUCUCAGACAUCUUUAGUACGGUGCUCACUAAGACGCUCGAGUCCUUCUUAGUGACGAACUCGGAUGACGAGAAGACGUUGAAUGCGAUCUUGCGCCGGCACAACAUGCGGAGCGGGGUCAUUGUGAGACGCGACGACCGGUUUGACUACCUGAGCGGGAUGGCGCGCAGCCACAGGACCUUUGUGGAUGCGCUCGAUUUUGAUAAUGAGUAUGUGAAGCUCACAAUGAUCGAUCUCAAUAACAUCGAGAAGUUUGUCAUCUCCAAAGACCGCGAUCGUGCCAAGGAAAUUCUCCAAGGCCCCGACCGUAACGUCAUGUCUGUGUUUUCCUUGUUCAAUCACCAUUCGGGACAAAGAUCUUCUAUCAACGACACCGGCGCGUUUAGAAUCGAUCCGGUGCACUACCUGAGUGAGUUCAAGAUGAACCGCAGCGCCGGGCUCUCACUAUCGGCGGUGAAGAGGCUCGAACUGGAGAUUACUGCGGCGGUAGAGGCCGCUAAGACCGCGAACGACGAUUACGAGCGCCUCACGAACCAGAUCCGCCACGAGAAGGAGAUUCUCGCCAGUAAGGACCGCGACAGUCGCAAGCGGCAGAAGCCGUUGAAGGAGCGGAUCUACGAGUUGAAGAACAAGUUGAGCGAAAACGCUGAUAUGGCCGCGAUUGAGAGUUUGACAGAGAGUAUCCAGGACUUGCAGAACCAAACCACCAUCCAGCGCACAGACUUGGCCGACUUGCAGGGCGAACUUGCCAAAGCCCAGGCCAGCUACCAAGCCCUUGGCGAGUCCUUGAAGCAAUCCCAAAGCCAGUUGUUGCGGCUCCGGGCGGAGUCCGACAGUAAGCGACUGGAUUUGGCGGAGUUUGACCAGAUGAAGGCGCUGAUUCUCGGCCAGCGCGCGCACUACGAAAAGUCCAAGCAGAAGCGUGUCGACAAGAAAGCGCAGUACCAGGAGUUUGUCGUGCGAUUGGCAGAAGAGAUUGUGACACUCGAGGCGGUGGCGCGCGAGACGAUGCCUGCGGAACAGUGUCCGUUGAUGACCGGUGACACGGAGCAGACCUUGGGCGCACGGUUGAACCAGAUUAUCCAGGUAAUCGAGAGCCUUGAGAACAGGCUUGGGGGUUCGUUUGAGGCCGCCCAGCAGCGUUUGACCGAGUGUGAGGCACGGUAUGAGAACUUGAAGACGUCUUUUGACGAUUUCCACUCGAUCCACAAGCGCGUGGACGAUGACGUGAUGUUUAGAACGCUUGACUUGAAGGAAACUAUUGAGAAUUGGACAAACACCAUCAACCAGUCGUUCAAGUUGUCGCUCCACCAGAGAGGGUUCGACGGGGAGCUUGUGUUUGACCACAAGAAGCAGUUGUUGCAAAUGCACGUGUCGAAGGACGGGUCGUCAAACUUCAGAGCGGUCGAUUCACUCUCCGGUGGGGAAAAGUCCUUCACCCAGAUUGCUCUUUUGUUGGCCAUCUGGCAGCCGAUGAGGGCCAAGAUCCGGGGGUUGGAUGAAUUUGACGUGUUUAUGGACUCUGUCAAUAGAAAAAUGGCGAUGAAGAUGAUGUUGCUGACGUUGCGGAAGCAGCAAAAGUCCCAGACUAUCUUUAUCACCCCACAAGACAUUGCCGACGUGGAGGGGAUUAACGGUCCUGAUGUGCAUAUCCAUCGGAUUGCCGACCCAAAGAGGGUGAACAACUCGGAGAAUCAUUAAGCGAGAUAAUUGAUAGUAGAAUAAUGGGAAAUGAUUUAAGGGAACCCUAUGAACGAGGUAAAUGGCUUGGUGGUAAGUUUAGGACUAUUCGCCAAUAAGCCAAUGUUCAACCAUGUAUUGGGCUUUCAUGUCUCUAAUUAAAAAUUCAAUAAGGCUGAUAUAUGUUGGGGC
This is a messenger RNA of Babjeviella inositovora NRRL Y-12698, 3330 nucleotides long. It is a transcript of the gene SMC6, whose product is annotated as DNA repair protein. The record is from RefSeq and is a predicted model, not a curated record. Gene Ontology annotation, cellular component: nucleus; site of double-strand break; Smc5-Smc6 complex. NCBI's taxonomy places the organism in Eukaryota, Fungi, Ascomycota, Pichiomycetes, Serinales. The transcript has a single exon. Gene Ontology annotation, molecular function: single-stranded DNA binding; damaged DNA binding. The coding region runs from base 19 to 3159 and encodes 1046 amino acids. Gene Ontology annotation, biological process: double-strand break repair via homologous recombination.